GCAACACUGAUGUUGGCAUUUCUCUCUGUCUCUCUCAUCCACAAAAGUUACCACAUCUUGCGGGCAUUAGCUCUUGAAGAAGUCAUUGUUACCUUAAACAUUCAGAGACAUGAACCUUUAAUGUAUACACCCCAUACUAGUGCCGAUAACUUAGGCAUUGCACGUGUUACACCCUUCUCUUUUCCCCUUAAUACUCCUACAACCUCCCUCUCUUUCCCUUCAAAAGCUCACUCUUUUUCUCCCUUCUCUUCACCCUUUCCCUUUCUCUUUCUCCUUCUCUCUGCAACGUAACCUUCUUCUUGCAAUGGCAACUGCAACUUCCUAUGUCACAUCGCCACCUCCAUUGAAAAAUGAGCUUGACAUCGUUAUCCCCACCAUAAGGAACCUUGACUUUCUUGAGAUGUGGAGGCCAUUCUUUGAGCCUUACCAUUUGAUCAUUGUGCAGGAUGGUGACCCCACCAAAACCAUUAAGGUUCCACCUGGUUUUGACUAUGAACUCUACAACCGCAAUGACAUCAACAAGCUUCUCGGUCCAAGGGCCUCUUGCAUCUCCUUCAAGGACUCUGCUUGCCGCUGCUUUGGCUACAUGGUGUCUAAGAAGAAGUACAUCUUCACCAUUGAUGAUGACUGCUUUGUUGCCAGUGAACCAUCUGGAAAAAAGAUUAAUGCUCUUGAGCAGCAUAUUAAAAACCUUCUGUGUCCAUCCACACCAUACUUCUUCAAUACCCUUUAUGACCCCUUCAGAGAAGGAGCAGAUUAUGUUCGUGGAUACCCUUUUAGUCUUCGUGAAGGUGCACCAACUGCAGUUUCUCAUGGUCUUUGGCUCAACAUCCCAGACUAUGAUGCUCCUACACAACUUGUGAAGCCUCUUGAGAGGAACACUAGGUAUGUGGAUGCUGUUCUGACCAUUCCAAAAGGCACUUUAUUCCCAAUGUGUGGAAUGAACUUGGCAUUCGAUCGUGAUCUCAUUGGACCUGCGAUGUACUUUGGUCUCAUGGGAGACGGUCAACCAAUUGGACGCUACGAUGAUAUGUGGGCUGGUUGGUGCUGCAAGGUGAUCUGUGAUCAUCUGGGGCUAGGAAUCAAGACUGGUCUUCCAUACAUCUAUCACAGCAAGGCAAGCAACCCAUUUGUUAACCUGAGGAAAGAGUACAAAGGCAUAUUCUGGCAGGAGGACAUUAUUCCAUUCUUCCAGAAUGUUGUGCUUCCAAAAGAAUGCACCACAGUGCAGAAGUGCUACAUUGAGCUCUCCAAGCAAGUCAAGGAAAAGCUUUCAAAGAUUGAUCCUUACUUUGACAAGCUGGCAGAUGCCAUGGUUACUUGGAUUGAGGCUUGGGAUGAUCUUAACCCUGUUGGAGCAUCUAAGGCCAAUGGCAAAGCAUAAACAGGUCUUGGUUAGCAACCACUGAAACUGGACUAGAAGUCGAACUAUUUUUAUUCUGUACUUUUUUUAAGUAUUUCUUUUCGAUUUACAAUUAGUGUCACUUAAGUUUGCAGCAUUGUUAGCUGUAAUUCUAUUUUUUUCACUUCAUGCUUUGAGAUUAUGAAGAAUAAAGUACAAUGGUCUAGUUGUUUUCUUGUGAUUUUUGUACCCUUAGUAGACACACAUCACUCAGGACCUUAUCACUUGCUGGUUCUGAAGUUCAAGUGAAGCAAGUGUUAUUAUAGGAAGAAUAUCAAUGUAUGGCUCAUUACCAAAUCAACAGUGAUCGAGUUUUCAAA
Molecule: messenger RNA, 1722 nt
Organism: Vigna angularis (adzuki bean)
Lineage: Eukaryota; Viridiplantae; Streptophyta; Magnoliopsida; Fabales; Fabaceae
Product: UDP-arabinopyranose mutase 1
Exons: 4
Coding region: 305-1384 (359 amino acids)
Biological process (GO): UDP-L-arabinose metabolic process; plant-type cell wall biogenesis
Cellular component (GO): Golgi apparatus; cytosol
Molecular function (GO): UDP-arabinopyranose mutase activity
Source: RefSeq, a predicted model, not a curated record